AUAUGGCAACGCCUUCUAAAGAACCUACAACGCUACUCGGCUUUGUCUACGAGCCAUUGCAAUCCCUGUCUUCAAUCCGAGUGUUGGACUUGCUUCCAUCCCUCAACCAGGCCAGCACAAUCAAAUGCAGCGUUCGUCAGGUUGUUCUCGGAAACGCAAACGCUCGAUAUGACGCUCUGUCAUACGUCUGGGGCGCGCGCAAGGGCAACCUUCCCAUUCUGUGCAAUGACCAGGAACUCUUUGUCACACCUAAUUGUCGAGAUGCACUCAUCCGCCUCCGACAACGCCUCGGGAUUCGUACGAUAUGGGUCGAUGCUAUCUGUAUUGACCAGAGUGAGACGCCGACCGCCACGACAGAGCGAAAUAGACAGGUACAGAUGAUGGGCGAGAUCUAUCGUCGUGCCCAGCAGGUCGUCGUUUGGCUGGGCCAUGGCGACGGCAACCGAUCUCGACGUAUCUGGCAGUCAUUGAGGCUCCUCGCAACCGCAAGACUCGCCGAAGUUGUAUUAGAUGACCUUCCCCUAAGCCUUCGAAAUGCUUUUCGCCAUAUCACGAAGAGUGUCAGUCGUGUGGUGGAAACCAAGGGACUCAAAUAUCUCGAACGAGACUCCGACCCAAUCUACGACGAUUUCCUCAAGAUCCUGGAAAAUUCAUGGUUCUUUCGGGUCUGGACAACCCAAGAAAUCGCCUUUGCAAGGAGGUGUACCGUUGUGUGUGGUACUUCAAGCAUGGACUGGACAGGCUUUACCGUCGCGAUCAAACGAGCCCAUGCUUUGCAUCACUCAACCACAAACACAAGAAUGAUAUCCUUCAAAGACAACAUGCGGGAUGACGUUCGAAACAGAGACAUAGAAGACGAACAGUCGAGCGAUUAUAGCCGUAUGUAUGACAUACAGCUACUCAAAUCUAUGUGCAAAUUGCAAUGUAGUGUUCCAAGCGACAAGGUCUACGGGCUGUAUUCAAUUUUGGAAGCCCGCGGUACCCCAAUGCCAGAGCCAGACUAUUCGAGGCCAUCAAUCGAAGUUCUCGAAGAGUUUGCGAAGGCAUAUACGCGCAGUCGUGGACAACUAGAUGUGCUUCGCAUUACGCUUCCCGCUACGGAGGCCCGUGGUCUACCGUCCUGGUUGCCUGACUGGUUCGAGGGCAUCGCGGUCAGUGAACUGACCUGUAGCGAUGUAACUGGCACCUGCAUCGUGUGGUUUGAUGACUUCCCCAGCGGUAUUUCGGCGUGCCGUGAGGCCUCAGCGAGCCGUGAGCUGUCACCGGCAUUUGGGAAGCUGAGGGUGAGAGGGAGAUUUGUGGGCAGUCUCACGAGGUGCAUUGCUGCGGUACCAAUCGGCAGUGUUGAUGUCGAUGACUUCCCCCGGUUUGAGGAUUUCUUGCAGACAUGUCAAGAUUGGUGUUCCGCCUUUGCAAGCGUUAAGACCUAUCCUACCGGUGAGGAUCCAUCUCUUGCUGCAAUUCGCACGAUUGGAAGCCAUCGAAGCUACGGUGGUCUGAACCUGAGCCGGGAGGAUCUGACACUGUGGUAUGAAAGAAUGCUGCAGCGUCGCGACGAUCAAAUGGUUCUAGAUCAGGACAGCCCUUCCCGUACCAGAGAUACCGUGAACCUUAGCAACAGCGGAGAUUCAUCCAAUCCUAAGGAACCCGGUCAAAGCUACGAUAAUAGCAGGAUGCAGAAGGUCCAGAGGUUCGUCAACUACAAAGCUAACUAUGCAUCUUUUAUUCUCGACAGCGGCUACUUUGGUACUGCAUACAACACAUGCCAAACAGGUGAUGGCAUCUAUCUAUUAGCAGGUCUCGGAGUACCGUGUGUAUUGCGAGCUGUCGAUGAAGAGUUCCGGUUCGUGGCGCUUGCGUACGUACACGGCGCGAUGAGAGGAGAGCUAUGGCCUGACGAUACAUGCGAGCUUCGUGACAUGGUCCUCAUGUAG
Molecule: messenger RNA, 1934 nt
Organism: Boeremia exigua
Lineage: Eukaryota; Fungi; Ascomycota; Dothideomycetes; Pleosporales; Didymellaceae
Product: heterokaryon incompatibility protein-domain-containing protein
Exons: 1
Source: RefSeq, a predicted model, not a curated record